Molecule: messenger RNA, 1030 nt
Organism: Wyeomyia smithii (pitcher-plant mosquito)
Lineage: Eukaryota; Metazoa; Arthropoda; Insecta; Diptera; Culicidae
Gene: Obp47b
Product: general odorant-binding protein 67
Exons: 5
Coding region: 385-957 (190 amino acids)
Molecular function (GO): odorant binding
Source: RefSeq, a predicted model, not a curated record
UCAGUGGCAGUUUUAAUUGAUUAUAAAUUGAUGACAAAAAAUAAUUUUCAACCUUUCAAAAAAAGUUGUUUCUUCUGCUUGAAUAUUAAAAUUGUUUUCGCAUAGUUUCAACGUUAUCUGAAUAUAAAAUAUAACAAAACUAGAAAACGUUGUUAGAUAUACAAUAACAAAAACUGAAUUGAUAUUGGUUACACUGCAAGCGUUUUGUUUAUCUAUUGAUGGCACGUUUGGACCCGCUUCGAAUAAAUAUAGAAAUCGUUCAUAUAAUUUAAACAUUAAUUUGAUCAAGUAUUUUUAAGUUGAGUGUUGAAUGCUACGACUGUUGUACUAAGGAAAAGCAUUUUACAGAUAUCUUCUGACCACAGGCCAGUACAAACAUCAAUCAUGCGAUCUUUCUUAGCUGCACUAUUUGUGUCACAUCUGGUUGUUUCGGUCUUGGCACAAACACAAUGUUUUCCACCUCCAAACAAUAAAAACCCCAAGGAAUGUUGUGCAAUUCCCCAUGUAAUGCCACCGAGAGAACAAUUCGCUGCAUGUAUGCAGAAGUUUCCAUCGUUGACACCGCCAGCUUCACCACCAACUCCAGGAAGUCCACCUCCGGGUGCUAACUGUAUCGCGGAGUGCAUAUUAACACAACAAGGUGCAAUUUCGAAUGGAGUCAUCAACAAAGAUGCUGUUUUAUCUCAGUUGCUUUCGCUAAUCGGAUCGUCUAACGAUUGGAAAGCGUUAGCCAAAACUUCGGUUGAUACCUGCUUUUCACAAGUGUCUUCAUUGGGAACGCAAAAGGACAAUAACGGAUGCAGUUCAGCUGCUGGAGCUUUCCUUGAAUGUCUUCCAACCGAUAUGUUCAAGAAUUGCCCACCCUCUUCAUGGACAGCGAGUGCCGAAUGUGAUCAGCAGAAAGCUUUUCUAGCCAAAGGCUGUUCAGUAAUGGCACUAAUAAGUCCACAUAAGUGACGAUUAUGAUUAUGAUUCACCGAAAGACAGGAAAUAAAUGGUAUCUGUAUUCAGUAAAGCUAGCUUAUGAGAG